CCCCCCCCCCGUGCUCCCCCUGUUCCGACAGAGACAGGCAAAAGGCGAAGGAGGAGCAACGGACCUCACAGUCAACAGAAGCUGGGUGUACAGCAGUCGCGCCGGUCGGUAGGCUACACGGGCAGAAGCCCACGGAAGACUUCACCUCACGGCUAUUUUCCAUUGACCAGUAAAGAGUCGGCAGAGAGAGGAACAGUAGAGAAGGCGAGCACGGGCGGAGAGGAUAAUUGCAUUUCUGACUGCCCUGUGGGAACAUGGGAUAUAUAACCUCAUCAUUCACCUGUGAGGCUCUCCAGUAAACAACGGCAGAUAGAAGGAUGACUGAAGCAGCUGUAGAGAGUGCAGAUGUCCUCCUAAAACCAUGUGAUGUGAUGUCAUGUGAUGUCAUCAGCUGCCCCUCCCCGCUACCAUGUCUGUCCCUCUGCAAUCAGAGGGAGGAUGAGGAGUGUCACCAUGACAAUAAGAAGCUGGAGCAGCAGAAAAACUGUAAUCAGGUGCAACCAAAGAAAAAAAUUAAGGCCAAAGGAAAGUUAGUGCGGAGUAUGGCUGUCUGCGAGGAGUACUCACCAUUUGAAGAAACCCAGGUAACACCAGUGGUGGAAGAAGUACUCAAAAGAAUAAAGGCAUCUCCAGACGCAAACAUCUUAUCUAGCUGCCAUGACAACGAGAGGACUUCCUGUAAGGAGGAAGAACAGGAGCACAGCGCAGAUCCAAAGAAACAUUCACUGUCCAAAGAGUCCAGCGUGGAAUACACCGACUCCACCGGCAUAGACCUGCACCAGUUUAUCGUCGACACCCUCAACAGCAACCCCAGAGACCGCAUGAUGCUGCUGAAACUGGAGCAGGACAUGAUCGACUUCAUCACCAGCAAUAGUCCCUUUAAGAAGUUCCCUCACAUGUCGUCCUACCACCGUAUGCUGGUCCAUCGGGUGGCGGCCUACUUUGGCAUGGAGCACAAUGUAGACCAGACAGGCAAGUCUGUCAUCAUCAACAGAACCAGCAGCACGCGCAUACCGGAGCAGCGUUUUCUGGACGAGGUGCAUAAGGACAAGACUGAAGAGAUCCACUGCUGGAAAAUUAUUUUGAAGAGAGACAGCUCAGAUGACCAGACCCGACUUCACCCCUUAAGGGAGAAGCAAAGCAAGUCAAUGGAGGAGAGAGAAGAGGAGUACCAACGAGCACGAGACCGAAUCUUCAACCAAGAGCCAGUCUGCACCCAGGAGAGCGCCCAUGCAGAAACCAGGGCUGCGGAGGAGUACAAUCCAUAUGCUGAGACCCAGAGGAGAAGGCAGCUCUUCAGGGGGAGCCGUGACAGCUCAGGCUCCAGCUGGACGGGCAGCAGCAGGCAGAGUAGCACUGAGACAGACUGUCGCUAUAGCAACGACCCCCGACCUUGGAGCAGCACAGACUCUUCUGAUUCUUCCUACCAAUGGACGAGUCCCGCCCUGAAACCCUGCCAAGUUGCCAACCACAGCUGGGACGCACGUUCAGGCUCCAUCCCUCUUUUCAGACUGCCAUCCACUUGCCCUCACCCCGCCUCCUCUCCCAUUAUAGAUGAUGGGGCUCCUAACUCUGCCUACAUCAUAGAGAACGGGAUCCCGCCGGGAAGCAUACUAGUGAACCCACAUACUGGGCAGCCUUUCCUGAACCCUGAUGGAACACCUGCUGUGUACAACCCUCCGGACAGUCAACAGCCAAUCAGGAUCCAGACUCAGCUGCAAGGCACUCCCUCUCAGCAGCAGGUGGUUCAGUACUCAUCUGUCUCUUACACGGCUCCACAGAUGUUGCCUGUCACUCCUUCACAGCCAUAUGCCACAAUUGAAGAUCUCUCCUCGCAGUUUGCUCAUGUGAGCUGUCAGUCAACGGGUGAAGCCCCACCCCUCUACCCUCCCGCCCAGGGUUACAUCUAUGCAGCUCCUCCCCCCCUUCCCAACCCCCCCAACCCCUCCAGCUACUGCCAGCCAUCACCUCCGUUACCUGUGUAUUACUACGGCCAGUACCCUACCUCAGCUCAGCACCCAUGCAGGCCUGUCUCACCGAGCCAGCACAUCCACAGCCAAGCAGCACAACCAACAGCCAGUUACGCCCCUGCUGUGGGGGUGCAGCAGUCCUCACACACCCAGGUGCAGGCUGUGCUAGGGACCUACUCACCAAUGGCCUCUCAUCAGCGUAGCAUAGCUCAGGGAGGUGUUUCAGUGUCAUACCCACAGAGUAAAGUCGGAGUUGGUAGGGAGGCGGGUUACUGCUGCGUGGUGCCCCCACCCUCCCACCACGGCAGCUGCCAUCCUCCCAGCUGCACCAACCUCAGUGCCCCAGCCUGGGGCGCACAGUACUGAUGAUGCCUCGACGGAUGGAGCGAUGAUAUUUGAGUUCCUGUGUGAACUCGUGUAGUUUCUUAACACAAACACCCUUUUUCACACUCCCUCCCCAACACCCGCCUUCCUCCUGACGAUGCCCACAGGGUACACCGUUCACACUCAUAGCAAGCAUGUGCACACACACACACAGCACAAACCCACUCACAGACAGAAAUGUACCACUGUACCAAAACUUAAUAGUAUGUAUCAGAGCUGUUGUAUUGAAUGCAUCAUUUAUAUUCACAAAUGGAGUUUUUUAUUGAUAUUAAAUUAUAUAUUGUGUUCCAAGGAAAUGCACUGUGUGAAUAGAAUAAAGUGCUGUGGCUGGAUUGACGAUGUCACAUUUCUAUAUCA
Molecule: messenger RNA, 2711 nt
Organism: Cottoperca gobio
Lineage: Eukaryota; Metazoa; Chordata; Actinopteri; Perciformes; Bovichtidae
Gene: arpp21
Product: cAMP-regulated phosphoprotein, 21
Molecular function (GO): nucleic acid binding
Source: RefSeq, a predicted model, not a curated record